Molecule: messenger RNA, 375 nt
Organism: Mya arenaria
Lineage: Eukaryota; Metazoa; Mollusca; Bivalvia; Myida; Myidae
Product: octapeptide-repeat protein T2-like
Exons: 2
Coding region: 1-375 (124 amino acids)
Source: RefSeq, a predicted model, not a curated record
AUGAUAAAUAAUAAUAGAAGAGGGGGAGAAGAGAGGGGGAAGAAGAGGGGAAGAGAGAGGGGGAGAAGAGAGGGGAAGAAGAGGGGGAGAGAGAGGGGGAAGAGAGAGGGGGAGAAGAGAGGGGAAGAAGAGGGAAGAGAGAGGGGGAGAAGAAGGGGAAGAGGGGGGGUAAGAGAGAGGGGGAAGAGAGAGGGGAAGAAGAGGGGAGAGGGGGGUAGAAGGGGAAGAGAGGGAGAAGAGUGGGGGAGAAAAAGGGGAGAAGAGGGGGUAGAAGAAGUUGAGGGUAGAAAAGAGAGGGGAGUUGGGGGUAGAAGAGGAAGGGAGAGGGUAGUGAGGGGUAGAAGUGGAGGAAGAGAGAGGGGAGUUGAGGGGUAG